Verticillium alfalfae VaMs.102 is the source of this 1073-nucleotide messenger RNA. RefSeq names its product glutathione-dependent formaldehyde-activating enzyme. The transcript has a single exon. NCBI's taxonomy places the organism in Eukaryota, Fungi, Ascomycota, Sordariomycetes, Glomerellales, Plectosphaerellaceae. The record is from RefSeq and is a predicted model, not a curated record. Gene Ontology annotation, molecular function: S-(hydroxymethyl)glutathione synthase activity; zinc ion binding. Gene Ontology annotation, biological process: formaldehyde catabolic process. The coding region runs from base 510 to 1073 and encodes 187 amino acids.
GCGGGGCAGGGGACCGAAGCCGAGACGAUACUCUCGGGUACUUGCAUUGGCCAAGUUUGGUUUGUUCGAAUGACAGCACUGCAAGUAGCGUAAGUUCCAUCCCUUCUAUGCGCCUUCACGGCUCGAGAUCACGCCACAUGCAGGAGUAUAAGCUAGGGAGUUGAAAUGCAUAUAGAGUUUCCUUACCCCAGGUUUACUAGUGGUGAUAUCUCGGCAAGUCGAAAUUCUGGGGUUCAUUGUCGGUGUUCGGAAUCGCUCGGAAGGGCGCACGAGCUCCCAACGACAGACGUCCUUCGGUUCUGCUUUCCGCCUUGCGCUCUUGGAAAUUCCGGGCCAUUGAUCACGACUUGGCCAACAUGGCAAGGCGCAGUAUAAAGAACACUCAAUGUUGAUGAGCUUCCAUCAGGGUUCUCAGUUACUCAUUCCCACCCACGGCACACCCAAUCAAAUCAUCGACAAUACUUAGCAUCCUUGCUUGAGUUGACUAUAAGGAAACCGCAAUUACAAACAUGUCUUUCCCUCUUCAUCCUUCUCUUGUCAACGGCAUCACCAAGGGAAACCCCUCUUUCCAGGGCGGUGUCCUGAAGUGCAAGUGUUCAACCUCUCCCGUCACAGUCACUCUCCGCAGCAACGUCGCCCACAACCAUGCUUGCGGCUGUUCCAAAUGCUGGAAGCCAGAGGGUGCUCUCUUCUCCAUCGUCUCCGUCGUGCCCGUUGACAAGCUCGAGGUGACGGCCAAUGGCGACAAGCUGGCCGUCGUCGAUCCUAGCGCCACUAUCCUGCGCCACGCCUGCACCGGCUGCGGUGUUCAUCUGUAUGGCCGUAUUGAGAAGGAUCACGCCUUCAAGGGCCUCGACUUUGUCCACACCGAGCUGUCCGACGAGAAGGGCUGGCAGGAGCCCCAGUUUGCCGGUUUUGUGACCUCUAUCAUCGAGCAGGGCUUCGACGCGAGACACAUUGACGAUGUAAGGGCUCAGUUCGAGUCUCUUGGCCUUGAGUCUUACGAUGCUCUGAACCCUCCCCUCAUGAAUGCCAUUGCUGCGUUCACGGCCGCCAAUGAAGCCAAGGCCUAG